AUGCAGAAACCCGAGUUGAACGCCAGACGGCGUGAAUCCAAUUUACGAAUUAACAAUGCCGAUGCGCAGCGUAUGAAGGAAGCAGGUAUUAUUUGUACAACCUGUUCACAUCCAACUACAGGAUGGGUAGUACCGUUUACGGUAGUGGAGGAAAAACCCUCCGGGCAGAGAAGGCGAUUCAUCGCUUGGCCAAGGGAAAAGAAUGACAAGGAUGAUUAUGAGGCUGAUGUUCCCCCGGGAAACAUUUCCCGGUACCUGGAUGCAGUUUGCGACGAAACUGCAACUUUAUUUGAUUUAAAGGCAUCAUUUUUCCAGGUGGCUCUGCCAGACAACAUACGCGCAAGUUUCCGUUGCCGCACGGAAUCAGGGGAACUCGUUGAGUUCACUCGCCUUCCCAUGGGUUAUAAAUGUAGUUCCGCGAUUUUAAACACUAUCACAAGAGUUCUGGCUGGUGAUCCGUUUUUGGUUUUGCCGCAGCAUGCGGCACCAAAAGAGUUAAAAAUACAUGUUUGGAUUGAUAACAUCAGAAUCAGUGGUCCACACGAAAAGGUGGAAGUUUGGGGUAAGCAAAUUUUGAAGAACAUACAACAAUGCGGCGCCACCAUCGGAGAGCAGAAGCUCAAUACAAAGGAAUAUGAUUUUAUAGGAGUACAUUUCAAUCACAAAAACAACACGGUUUCUUUAAGUGGUAAAACAAUAAAGCGGUUGCAACAGGUACCUUCUCUAGACAACACGACAGUCGAAGAAUUGGAGAGUACGGUUUCGCGUAUGAUGUACGCAGGUGGGGUAAGGUGUGAAUCCCUUUUCCCUUAUUAUUUCUUUCUAAAAAUCGUACGUCGACGUUUGUCACGUUUAAAUCGAGGUUUAAUACGGCCACAAGACAAGGCAAAGUUAUCGGCUACUGCCAAAGGACAUCGGACACAGUUGGCUCCAAACAUUAAUAACGAAUGA
Trypanosoma theileri is the source of this 951-nucleotide messenger RNA. RefSeq lists its product as uncharacterized. Bases 1 to 951 code for a protein of 316 amino acids. The record is from RefSeq and is a predicted model, not a curated record. NCBI's taxonomy places the organism in Eukaryota, Euglenozoa, Kinetoplastea, Trypanosomatida, Trypanosomatidae. The transcript has a single exon.